Molecule: messenger RNA, 495 nt
Organism: Octopus bimaculoides (California two-spot octopus)
Lineage: Eukaryota; Metazoa; Mollusca; Cephalopoda; Octopoda; Octopodidae
Product: zinc finger CCHC domain-containing protein 10-like
Source: RefSeq, a predicted model, not a curated record
AUGGAGUCUCCGAUACUUCAGAGUAUCAAUUCUAGUUGGGUGAUAUUUGUAGACAAUCUUUUGAUUGAAGAUGUUUGCAAAAAUAAACAAAAAGCGAGUAAAAAGCAGAAGUUAAAUGAUUUGUUCGUUGAAUGGAGAAAACAAAAUAUUGUGAUAGAUAUAACAUUUCUGACAGAGAAACGAUUCGAAAUUAGGCACAAGGCCAAAAACCUUUUCCAAAGGCGUUCCACUAAUACGAACGCUGAUACUGGUGAUUGUGAUGUUGAUAGUGGAAAUGGUCCCUCUAGUAGUUGGGGUGAUGUUAGUAGCAAACGGAUCAGUGUUAGUAACAGUAAUAAUAAUAAUGGUAGCAACAUCAGUAGCAAUUCUUGUAGAUGUAGUAGCAGUAGUUGUCACAAGAGUAGCAGCUUUAGUAGCAGUAGCAGUAACAGUAGUAGUAGUAGUAGUAACUUACUCAACUACCUCUUCAACAUCUCUGACAAAAUCCUGGCCUAA